AGUGCAGCGCGGCUGCCGGCGUGGCGGCGGUGCGGGCGCUGUGUGCUCAGGUGAGUGCCACCAUCCCUCUGGAUGGGAGCAGCCCCACCACCCUCAGGGUGCAGUGAUCCCCUGACCUCCUUGCAGGGCUGCUGGACCUGCGGCUGAUGGGGGGAAGCAGCAGAUGCAGUGGGCACCUGGAGGUGCUGCAUGAGGGGACGUGGGGUCGUGUUUGCGCCAAUGGCACCAGCCCUGCCACGGCCACUGCCGUCUGCCGCCAGCUGGGAUGUGGCACAGCGGGGAGUCUGACAGACAACCCUGCAGAGGGCUCCGAGCCCGCCUGGCUGAGCUGGGUGAGGUGUGAGGAGGGGGCCCGCUCGCUAUGGCGCUGCCCCUCGGCACCCUGGCAGCUGCAGGAAUGCGGCCCCACCGGGAUCACACACAUCACGUGUGACGAGGACAGCAGGGACAGCAGUGAGGCCACCAGCCCAGCCCCAGCUCUCACCCACAGCACUGUCCCGCUGACUGCAGCACCGAGGAGUGUGUCAGCACCCACGGUGCUGUGUGUGCUCCUGGGGACGCUGCUCUGCGUGGCCCUGGCCGCCCUGGCCGUGCAGGCACACCGCACACGGGCACACUGCCAAGGCCCCAGCAAGAAUGUUGCCUCCGAGGCUGUGUAUGAGGAGCUGGACUACAGCCUGAUGCCAGAGUACCAGGAGGUGCCCAGCCACACAGGUGGGAGCGGGAUGGUCCCCGGGGCCUGGGGCUGUCCCCUUCCCCUGUCAUGUCCCCAACACACUUCCUCCUUUUCAGGUUCCCUAUCCCAGGGCUCAGGCAAAAAAACCGUUCGAUAACAGUGGGGACGGUGCAGAGGAGAGUGACCUCCAGGUGUCCCCAGACCCCCCUGCCCAGCCCCAGCACAGCUCCUCGCAUGGCUACGACGACGUUAUGGCUGUGCCGGAGGUGUCCCCCUCUCCCCAGACCGCGGAUGCCCCGGCACAGCCCCCCGAGGACAUGGGCUAUGACGACGUUGGUGUCUGCACCCUGGGGACGUCGCUGUGAGCAGGCCCCGGGGACAUGGCUGGGACAGGGACCUCUGUCCCCAAGACGCCGUGGCAGCAUCACCGCUCCCUCUUCAGUGCUGCAUGUAACAGCAGCAAACUGCUCGGUUCUCCUUCCUGCAGCCGGGACACAACAGCUCAACAGCUUUUUUUAAUUAUCUUCCUGUAGCUCCCUCCUUAUGAGUAUCUCUUUUAAUAAACAUUAAAAGCUCAGAACUCUGCAGAAA
This is a messenger RNA of Gallus gallus (chicken), 1267 nucleotides long. RefSeq names its product antigen WC1.1-like (gene SCARI88). The record is from RefSeq and is a predicted model, not a curated record. Bases 147 to 833 code for a protein of 228 amino acids. The transcript is spliced from 4 exons. Lineage: Eukaryota; Metazoa; Chordata; Aves; Galliformes; Phasianidae. Gene Ontology annotation, cellular component: membrane.